This is a messenger RNA of Trematomus bernacchii (emerald rockcod), 693 nucleotides long. RefSeq names its product translocase of inner mitochondrial membrane 17 homolog B (yeast) (gene timm17b). Gene Ontology annotation, molecular function: transmembrane protein transporter activity. Gene Ontology annotation, biological process: protein import into mitochondrial matrix. Gene Ontology annotation, cellular component: mitochondrial inner membrane; TIM23 mitochondrial import inner membrane translocase complex. NCBI's taxonomy places the organism in Eukaryota, Metazoa, Chordata, Actinopteri, Perciformes, Nototheniidae. The transcript has 5 exons. Bases 6 to 569 code for a protein of 187 amino acids. The record is from RefSeq and is a predicted model, not a curated record.
CAAAGAUGGAGGAGUAUGCUCGUGAACCCUGUCCCUGGAGGGUAGUGGAUGACUGUGGGGGGGCUUUCACUAUGGGCACUAUUGGAGGAGGGGUGUUCCAGGCCAUCAAGGGCUUUCGUAAUGCCCCCGCUGUGAGUACACCACAACAUAAUAACAAUUAUGAUGAGCCUCAUUGUGUUGUUUUAAAGGCGGUAUUAAACAUAGCUUUAAUAUUUCAGGGUGUCGGACACAGACUGAGAGGAAGUGCAAACGCAGUGAGAGUCAGAGCUCCGCAGAUUGGAGGUAGCUUUGCUGUAUGGGGCGGUCUCUUCUCCACCAUCGACUGUGGUUUGGUUCGUCUGAGAGGGAAAGAGGAUCCGUGGAACUCGAUAACCAGCGGCGCGCUGACCGGAGCCAUCCUGGCCGCUCGCAGUGGGCCGUUGACCAUGGUGGGCUCGGCCAUGAUGGGGGGGAUUCUGCUCGCCCUCAUUGAAGGAUUUGGGAUCCUCCUCACCAGAUAUACAGCGCAGCAUUUUCAGAACCCUCUUCCCUUUGCAGAGGACCCGAGUCAGUUGCCUCCGAAGAACUGAGGCCACUACUGUGGGGACAAGUAGCUGCACUUUAUACUUAUACUUAUACCUCAGGGAAUUUACUGUGAGUUUUAGUUAUUUAUCAUUUGAAUGUUGUGACAUGUUUGCACCUCCAGCAUCUCAC